This is a messenger RNA of Xenopus laevis (African clawed frog), 2324 nucleotides long. It is a transcript of the gene gdi2.L, whose product is annotated as GDP dissociation inhibitor 2 L homeolog. Gene Ontology annotation, molecular function: Rab GDP-dissociation inhibitor activity; GDP-dissociation inhibitor activity. The record is from RefSeq and is a predicted model, not a curated record. Gene Ontology annotation, cellular component: extracellular region; cytoplasm; Golgi apparatus. The transcript is spliced from 11 exons. The coding region runs from base 177 to 1517 and encodes 446 amino acids. Gene Ontology annotation, biological process: protein transport; small GTPase-mediated signal transduction; vesicle-mediated transport. NCBI's taxonomy places the organism in Eukaryota, Metazoa, Chordata, Amphibia, Anura, Pipidae.
GAGACUGUCGAUGUUAGGCAAUUUGAUUGGCUGGACGUGCCUCUAGCGUGUCGGCCUGUCAGUGCGUGCGCGCGCCACCUCCCUGUCAGCGCUUCCGCAUCCGCUACCCGUAUUCCGUGAGCGCAUCCCUGAUUCUUCCUCGCGUUUCUUCUGAUUCACUCGGUGCCGGCAACAUCAUGAAUGAGGAGUACGACGUAAUCGUGUUAGGCACCGGCCUGACGGAAUGCAUCCUCUCUGGAAUAAUGUCUGUGAAUGGCAAAAAGGUCUUACACAUGGAUAGAAACUCUUACUAUGGAGGAGAGAGUGCAUCAAUAACACCUUUGGAAGAUCUGUACAAAAGGUUUAAUAUACCUGGAAGCCCUCCGGAGUCUAUGGGACGAGGAAGAGACUGGAAUGUGGACCUCAUUCCCAAAUUUCUUAUGGCCAAUGGCCAGUUAGUGAAGAUGUUGCUUUUCACAGAAGUUACCCGUUAUCUGGACUUUAAAGUUAUUGAGGGGAGCUUUGUCUACAAAGGAGGCAAAAUCUAUAAGGUCCCUUCAACUGAAACAGAAGCCCUUGCAUCUAGUUUAAUGGGGAUGUUUGAAAAGCGACGAUUUAAGAAAUUUCUGAGCUACGUUGCCAGCUUUGAUGAGAAUGACAGCAAGACACAAGAAGGUGUUGACCCAAAGAAAACUACAAUGCGAGAUGUCUACAAGAAGUUUGAUUUGGGCCAGGAUGUUGUUGACUUUACAGGUCAUGCUCUGGCACUCUAUAGGACUGAUGAAUAUUUGGACCAGCCCUGUCUUGAGACGGUAAACCGGAUUAAAUUGUACAGUGAAUCUCUUGCUCGAUACGGCAAAAGCCCAUACCUUUAUCCACUCUAUGGCCUUGGAGAACUGCCACAAGGUUUUGCAAGACUGAGUGCCAUUUAUGGUGGGACAUAUAUGUUGAACAAACCAAUAGAAGAGCUGGUGAUGGAGAAUGGCAAAAUUGUUGGUGUGAAGUCUGAAGGGGAGGUGGCCCGAUGCAAGCAGCUGAUAUGUGAUCCUAGUUACGUUCCAGAUCGGGUGACUAAAGUAGGACAGGUUAUCCGUGUAAUUUGUAUUCUGAGCCAUCCAAUAAAGAACACAAAUGAUGCCAAUUCCUGCCAGAUCAUCAUUCCACAGAAUCAAGUCAACAGAAAAUCUGACAUCUAUGUGUGCAUGAUUUCAUAUGCCCACAAUGUGGCUGCACAAGGAAAAUAUAUUGCAAUAAUCAGCACUACUGUUGAAACAAACGACCCGGAGAGAGAGAUCAAGCCCGCUCUGGAUCUCCUGGAACCCAUUGAGCAGAAGUUUGUUAGCAUUAGUGACAUGUUUGCACCUACUGAUAUGGGAACCGAAAGCCAGAUAUUUAUUUCUCGCACUUAUGAUCCUACCACCCACUUUGAAACCACCUGCAAUGACAUUAAGGAUAUCUACAAAAGGAUGAUGGGCUCAGAAUUUGACUUUGAAGAGAUGAAACGCAAGAAGAGCGACAUUUUUGGCGAAGACCAAUAAGCUCCCAGUAUAGGAGAAGUUUUGAAUCUGCUUCAAAUAUGUAUUUCAGGAACUUAGGAACACUGUAUGAAUCUCAAUAUUGUAUGGCCUGCUUUGUUGUAAAGACCUCAUGACAUCAAAGAGUAUUGCACUGGUAAUUGCUCCCUUCUGUUUCAUGAUGGCUUUCCCCCCCCCCCUUCCCUUUUUUCUAUCAAAGAGGCUGCUGUUAAAAAUAAGUCCUAUUUGUGCGGUUCUUUUUUCUGUUACCUCCAAUAGGUUUUUUGAAGGCAUCUAAAUGUUCUGGUUGAAUCCAAAGUGUAAACGAUGUAUCGAUGUGCAUAUAAUAUUGCCAUUUUAAGCUUGGUAUUUUAAUUUAGAAUUCACCAUGGUAUUUUGCUUUGGAAGAAGCUAGAGGGGUUGUGGCCUGCAAGGAGUCUCCCUUGCCCCAGGAACAAUUCUGUGCCCACCCUUUUGCCCAUUAAUUGUACAAAUCUUUUAUCAAUGAAGCGCCUCUCCGUUACUGCUUUCUCCUCCCCUCGUAUAGUCUGUACCCAAUUCUCUCUGCCCUGUGUAACUCCUGGAGUGCCAUUCUCAUGUUUUAAACUAUUGCCACCGGCUAGGGAAAAAAAAAAAGUUGGGCUGUAGACCACCUUUCUGUUUUAAUCUAAUAAAGUAACAAACACAAAGUAUUACGCAGGUAAGGCUUGGACGCAUUUUUCUAAACACUGUUGCAACUCUUUGAAAGGACCAAACUGAGAAUUGUCUGGUGUGUUGCUCCAUAGAAUUUGAAAUGAUUUCUGUACUGCAAAGUAAAGCCAAAUUCUGGAA